GUCACGCGAGGGGGGGGACGAGGCGCGGAUGACGUCACGCCCGGCGAACGCGCCGCGCAGUGGCGAGGAGCGAGGAAAGGAGCAGGCGCCAUGAGCGCCUCGCGGAGCCAGGAUGUGUCCUUACAGGAGCCUGAGAAGGCACCGCAAGAAUCCAGAACAGAAUCGACGGUUUCACCUGAUCACCGACCGGAGGGCAAGCCCGCGGAGAAGUUAAGCAACGCAUCCCAGCCUUUGGACGACGAUGCUUCCGCAAAAGAGUCACGCCUUCAGCAGCGUUCCAAAAAAGAAUCCCAAGUGGCUGAAUGUCCAGAAGGCGAGUCCCAGCCUUCGCUCGGUUCUCGCAAGCCAAGCGAAGAGUCGGUGGACGCGCGGCGCGGCAGUGCAGAUGCUGACUGCGAGCGGAAAGUUGCGGAGGUUGAGGGUGACGCGGGAGGAGAGGGCUCCCGGGCGCUGCAGGCCGGAGCGGAGGGCGAGCGCAGCAGCAGCAGCAGCAACGCGGUGAUGAUGACCGCGCGGGACGCGGCGCGCAUCAGCAACGCCUCCAUGCUGCUUCUCGACGCCGCGGAGCGCAGCAGCCACCGCCUGUGGAUUGGAAACAUCGACCUGCGGGUCACGGAAUUUCACCUGUUAAAGAUCCUGCAAAAGUUUGGCCACAUCAAGGAGUUUGACUUUUUAUUCCACAAAUCGGGUCCUUUGGAAGGCCAGCCUCGAGGAUACUGCUUUGUGAACUACGAGACGAGACCGGAAGCGGAACGUGCCAUACAGCACCUGAACGGGAAGCUGGCUCUCUCACGCCCGCUUGUCGUCCGCUGGGCACAUGCGAAGUUUGCGCAAGGAUAUGAGUAUCCAAAGAAGGAGGUGGUCAUGCCGACAAGCUUGGAGCCGUCGACCAGUGAGCCACCAGCCCCCGUACAGACGAGCCUCAGCAUCAAUGCCAAGAUCCAGGCGAUCGAGGCGAAGCUGAAGAUGAUGGAGGAGAACCCCGACAUGGAGUAUUGCCCCUCUCCGGAGUCCAACCCCCUCUUCUACAUCAACCGAGUUGCGGGCAACGCCGCGGACGGGGGCAGGCCCGAGCGGCGGCCGUGGACUGACCGGCGAGGCCGGGGGGCCCCCUACCGCUCACAUUACUCCCGCGGGGGGCGCAGAUAACACGGUCACGUACACACACACACGUAUAUUAGCACGGACAUGUACACGUACACACACACACACACGUCUAUUAGCACGGACAUGUACACGUACACACACACACACGUCUAUUAGCACGGUCAUGUACACACACACACACACGUCUAUUAGCACGGACAUGUACACGUACACACACACACACGUCUAUUAGCACGGACAUGUACACGUACACACACACACACGUCUAUUAGCACGGACAUGUACACACACACACACACGUCUAUUAGCACGGACAUGUACACGUACACACACACACGUCUAUUAGCACGGACAUGUACACACAUGUGUAUUAGCAAGAUCAUAACAAAGACAAAGAUCCCCCAUAUAUCCUUAAACAGACUGUUAGGGCAAGUGCUUUGAAGGCCGACACGGCACACGACUGGGUAGGUGGCCAACACCACGCCCGACCGCCUUUGUCUCCCCAGUGGUGAUAUUUUACACACGGCACCAGGUACUCAUUUGAGGCUGAGUCGACCUAGGGGAGGCCCAGCACUGGUUCAGAGCGUGAAGCAAACUGGGGUCGUCGGGUUUGUAGCGCAGCUCGCUACUGCUCCCCUACCCCCACUCCCUUACCCCCACUCCCUUACCCCGCUUCUUUACAUGAACACGUACACACACACACACGUCUAUUAGCACGAUCAUGUACACACGUCUGUCAGUACAGUCAUGUACACACACACGUCCGUUUUGCACGUGUCACACGUAUAUGCACAUUAUACGAGCAUGCACUGUGCAUUCACGAGCACACCUACACGGUUGUUUGCAUACACCCUCGCACAUUUGCACACGCAUGUGGUUGUGUGUACAGGUGUGUGCGGGUUGUGUGUGCGCAUCCAUACGAGUGUUGAUCAAAACGUUCGUAGCCUGACAGAGAAGGUGCUGACCAACCUCGAUCUAAUUUGUCUACAUGACUGCCUGAAAGUGCAGUGCACUAAAUCGACACCUUGCCAGGCCUUGAGCUAUUUUAAGUCUAAAUCCGAACACAGACGGCUUACCUUAUUUUCUCCGCAAAUGAUACGGUGAUUGUGGAUGGAUAUAGAAGUCACUGGGAACCAGGUCUAGCGAGUGAGUUUUCUACAAAUGUCUUGCGUCUUUUUAUAUUUUUGCAUUUAUGGUUAACACAAAAAUUUGUUCAGUCUUUGUAAAAUAACAGGGUCCAUUUGUUGCGCUUUCAACCACACACACUGUCAGCCCACUGGACCUUUUGAUCGGCCCUUGUACCUGCAGUCAGUGCACGUGUCGGAUAUUACCCAGCGCGUAAAUCCCCAAUACACAUGGCAGCACUACUAACAGCGAAUUUAUUAUCUCAAGCCAAACGCCACUGCCGAUGUGUCAGCCGCAAUCAACGGUGCGGCGCUUCGUAAAGUCGUGUCCACGGCGGGCGAGCGAGCGAGCGUCCUUCCCGAGUGCAGGGGUGAUUCACACUGUGCUCUGGAGCCAGCAGCUGGAUUUACAAUCUUAGACGUCGGCUUAUAGUCUCGCUUAUGCUUCGGUAACAAAAAGUCGCAGCGUUUACUUUUGUUGCUAAGUAGCAUGGGGAAACCGGCGACGCAUGGCGAGAGAGAGGCGGCCAGCCCUGGUGAGAGGGACAUGUCCACAGCGCCAUCUCCUCCCCGGGUCGCCCCACACCCUCGGAACAGCCAGGACAGCCGUCGCCGGCUCGCAAGAGCCGCCGACUCCGAACCACGUGACUACCCCCUGUGUGAAGAUCUGGCCGAUCUCAGGUGGUCGCGGUGCUGAGAUUUCCCCAUCCGGCUGCCCUCUCUUCUUGAUGGAUUUUAAAAAAUAUAAUAAUAAAUGCGGCAAUAAAGCAACGUCUACUUUUACGUGUCAUACGCUGGCACAACAUUGGUUCGGACAUGUAGCAAGAACGAGCUCGAGUAGGAGCCCAUGCACUUGGGGAUGUCCGAGAGCCACUCGGGAGGGAAAUGGUGGAGCGAGUGAGAUCGAAGAGCAAGCCAGGCGAUUCAGAGAAGCGGCGAUGCUGGCUCUUGCUAAAUACGCAACGAACAUUAAUUCAUCCCGAUGGGCGCUGACCUGAUGGAAAGGACGCGACGCUGGGCACGAGAUAGGAUUUGCUGUUCGCUGGCAUCUGCGUUACAUUGCGAUGUUGAGGAGCCAUAGCCCAACACGUUUCUAUCAGCCUACUAAACACCCUUGUGUAAAUUGACGAGUUUAUCACAAAUUGCUGCCUUUCCAGUUAACUUCCCGUCCCACGACCUGCCACGCCUGUCCUUUGUCUGUUGCUCCACAAAUGUCAGUUCUUUAAUUUAAUGUUUUGCUUCUUUUUUUGUCUAACUAUAGGUCAUAAGUCACAUAUUGAUUUCACAAAAGCCUUGGUGUAGAUUGUUUUUAAUGGAAUUUCUCUUUAAAUUUGAAUUUAGCAGUUCCAUAGUUUGACUAUUUAAAAAAAAAGAUAGAUUGUAUUCGAGAUGAAUAGACCAAUUGUGCAUAACAGUUUGCAUAUUUUACUGCUCAAGGUUAGAAUGAAAUAUUUAGGUCCAAAUGCCGAACGGUCUCCAUGCUCAACUCGCUGUGAGCCAGUGAUCGUCUCUCAGAUUGCGACCCUCGGCGAUGGACAUGUUGCAUCGAUUUGAUGGGAGCCAUUCUCCUAAUAGAACUGAUCAAGGCUGCCUGCUACCCACUCGGGGACAUCCGCAUUAUUGACCCGGGAGAACUGUUUGGCUGAGUUGAACCUGGCUGGGAUUUUUAAUUUAAAUGUUUUAGGUUUUAUAUAUCGCCGAUUGAGAAAGGAUGCAUUGCUUUUUCUUUCUAUAGCUUUAGCUUUGUACAAGUACAUUGGUAGUGAAGAAGUCGUUUAAAGGGAUAGAUGAAUGUGAAAUUGUGAAUAUUUUAGAAGCAAUGAAACGUGUAUAUAAUUCAGAUGAUGAUUUUGUAAUGGAAAACUUGAAUAGUUGUCAGUAAACAAGGCUUAGAAUAAG
This is a messenger RNA of Lethenteron reissneri (Far Eastern brook lamprey), 4130 nucleotides long. Its product is annotated as probable RNA-binding protein 18. The record is from RefSeq and is a predicted model, not a curated record. Gene Ontology annotation, molecular function: RNA binding. Lineage: Eukaryota; Metazoa; Chordata; Hyperoartia; Petromyzontiformes; Petromyzontidae.